Molecule: messenger RNA, 3464 nt
Organism: Castor canadensis (American beaver)
Lineage: Eukaryota; Metazoa; Chordata; Mammalia; Rodentia; Castoridae
Source: RefSeq, a predicted model, not a curated record
GGGGCCUCCUGGGGCUUGGCAGCUGAGCAUGGCACUGGUUUUGCUAAACAAAUCCUCUGCUCCCUCCCCCUUGGACCUACUACAUCUGGAGCUCCUUCCCAGUCCACCCACAUACUAUCCCUGCUGCAAGCUGAAAGCUGCCAUGUCAGGUCUGGCUGGCCUAGGCCUCAGCCUGGCAGCUCUCCUGGGCCUCGGGAUGGGAGCCUCUUUGUGCCUGUCACGGCAACUUAGGGCAGAAGGGGACUAUGUGCUGGGUGGGCUCUUCUCACUGGGCUUAGCUGAGGAGGGCAGCCUCUACCACAGGACGCAGCCCAAUGGCAUUGUGUGCACCAGGUUCUCAUCCCUUGGCCUGUUCCUGGCAAUGGCUAUGAAAAUGGCUGUGGAAGAGAUCAACAAUGGUUCUACCCUGCUGCCCGGGCUGCACCUGGGCUAUGACCUCUUCGACACAUGCUCAGAGCCCAUGGUCACCAUGAAGCCCAGCCUCCUGUUCCUGGCCAAGGCAGGCAGCUGCAGCAUUGCCGCCUACUGCAACUACACACAGUAUCAGCCCCGCGUGCUGGCAGUCAUCGGACCCCACUCAUCAGAGCUUGCCCUCAUCACGGGCAAGUUCUUCAGCUUCUUCCUCAUGCCACAGGUGGGCCCACCUCCCUUUAUGUCUCCCCAGGCAGCCCUGCCCACAGGAUCCCCCACAUCAGAAUGUGCCUCUUGUCCACUGCAGGUCAGCUACAGUGCCAGCAUGGAUCGUCUGAGUGACCGGGAGACAUUCCCUUCCUUCUUCCGCACGGUGCCCAGUGACCGGGUGCAGCUGGAGGCCAUCGUGACACUGCUGCAGAAAUUCAGCUGGAACUGGGUGGCUGCCCUGGGUAGUGAUGAUGACUAUGGCAGGGAGGGUCUGAGCAUUUUCUCAAGCCUGGCCAGUGCGCAGGGCAUCUGCAUCGCACACGAGGGCCUGGUGCCACUGCCCCGCACUGACAGCCAGCGGCUGGGCAAGGUGAUAGAUGUGCUACACCAAGUGAACCAGAGCAAAGUGCAGGUGGUGGUGCUGUUCGCCUCUGCCCGCGCUGUCUACUCCCUCUUCAACUACAGCAUCCACCACCAUCUCUCACCCAAGGUGUGGGUGGCCAGUGAAGCUUGGCUGACCUCAGACCUGGUCGUGACACUGCCUAACGUUGCCCAGAUGGGUACUGUGCUUGGUUUUCUGCAGCGGGGUGUCCCACUGCCUGAAUUCUCCCACUAUGUGGAGACUCACCUGGCCCUGGCUGCUGACCCAGCUUUCUGUGCCUCGCUGGAUGCUAAACCAGACCUGGGGGAGGACGUGAUGGGGCCACGCUGCCCACAGUGUGACCAUGUCCUGCUGCAGAACCUGUCGACCGGGUUGCUGCAGAACUUGUCAGCCGGCCAGCUGCACCACCAGAUUUUUGCCACCUAUGCCGCUGUGUACAGCGUGGCCCAUGCCCUCCACAUCACCCUGCAAUGCAACACCUCGCACUGCAAUGCAAUGAAGACUGUGCAGCCCUGGCAGCUCCUGGAGAACAUGUACAACAUGAGUUUCCAUGUCCGAGGUCUGGAGCUACGGUUCAAUGCCAAUGGUUAUGUGGACAUGGAGUAUGACCUGAAGAUGUGGGUGUGGCAGAGCCCAACGCCUGUGUUGCACACUGUGGGGGCCUUCAAUGGCAGCCUUUGGCUGCAACUCUCACAGAUGUGGGGGCCAGGCAACCAGGUACCAGUGUCACAGUGCUCCCGCCAGUGUGGGGAUGGCCAGGUUCGCCGAGUAAAGGGCUUCCACUCCUGCUGCUAUGAUUGCGUGGACUGCAAGGCAGGCAGCUACCGGCAGAACCCAGAUGACCUUAUCUGUACCCCAUGUGAUCAGGACCAGUGGUCCCCAGAGCGGAGCACACGCUGCUUCCCCCGCAUUCCCAGGUUCCUGGCCUGGGGGGAGCCAGCUGUGCUGUUCCUACUCCUGCUGCUAGGCCUGGUGCUGGGCCUGGUGCUGACUGCCCUGGGGCUCUUCAUCUGUCACAGAGACAGCCCACUGGUUCAGGCCUCAGGAGGGCCCCUGUCCUGCUUCGGCCUGGCCUGCCUGGGCCUCUUCUGCCUCAGUGUCCUCCUGUUUCCAGGCCGGCCAGACCGGGCCAGCUGCCUGGCCCAGCAGCCACUGCUCCACCUCCCACUCACAGGGUGCCUGAGCACCCUCUUCUUGCAGGCAGCUGAGAUCUUUGUGGAGUCGGAGCUGCCGCUGAGCUGGGCAACCUGGCUGCGCAGCUGCCUGCAGGGGCCCUGGACCUGGCUGGUGGUGCUACUGGCCGUCCUGGUGGAGGCAGCACUGUGUGCCUGGUACCUGGUGGCUUUCCCACCAGAGGUGGUGACAGACUGGAGGGUACUGCCCACAGAAGCACUAGUACACUGCUACAUGCACUCCUGGGUCAGCCUGGGCCUGGUGCACAUCACCAACAUCACACUGGCUUUCCUCUGUUUCCUGGGCACCUUCCUGGUGCAGAGCCAGCCUGGCCGCUACAACCAUGCCCGGGGCCUCACCUUUGCCAUGCUGGCCUACUUCAUCACCUGGAUCUCCUUUGUGCCCCUCCUGGCCAACGUGCAGGUAAUCUACCAGCCAGCUGUACAGAUGGGUGCCAUUCUGCUCUGUGCCCUGGGCAUCCUGGCCAACUUCUACUUGCCCAAAUGCUACCUGCUUCUGUGGCAGCCGAAGCUCAAUACCUCUGAGUUCUUCCUAGGAGGGAGUCCCAGGGCUGCUGGAGAUGCAGGUGUCAGUGGGAGCAGGGAAGGGAUUCAGGGACACAACCACGACCCUGACCCAAACCAGUGACCUCACCCCCAGUGAGCCCAGUCCUAGUAGCGAUCCCUCCAUCCCAGCAACCCCUAGACUGCCCUCCACUGAGAUCCUCCAGUCCUAGGCUUUGACCCCACAGUGACCCCUAGGCCUGUAGUAUGCAGGACGGGCCCGGUGACCCCACCCACAUCCUCUCAGAGGCAGGCUCUAAACUUGACCCAAGUCUGCCCAGGUAGCAGGGACCCACUGUUCUCCAAGUUGGCCCCAGAGUGUGUCUUGGAACCCUGUGGCCACACCCUAAACUCAGGAAAGACCUGGCCAGACCCUGGAACGUCAGACAGGGUAGUACUCACCUGGUUGUGCCCAGUCUGGGGCUCCCUCCCAGCACCCGUCCAAGCAUCACAGGAAGGGAUGGCUGGGCAUGAGCAGCCAGCGGUGCAGAGGUACACUUGGGAUGAAGGGUAGCACCCACCUGUCUUUCUCCCUGGUCCUACCCUAGUUGGCCAGAGGGAAGUGUGCCACCACCAGCACCUCGGACAGGGCCCGGGCAGAGGUGGGGGUCAGCACCAUGGCUAGCGCCAGCCAAUGAGACCCCUAGAGUCAGGUGACAGGACCAAGGACAGAAAGCUUCCCAGCAUGACCCUACUGCUGGCCAGCCCAGGAAAUAGAGCCACGU